Penicillium digitatum Pd1 is the source of this 792-nucleotide messenger RNA. RefSeq names its product sulfotransferase family protein. NCBI's taxonomy places the organism in Eukaryota, Fungi, Ascomycota, Eurotiomycetes, Eurotiales, Aspergillaceae. The record is from RefSeq and is a predicted model, not a curated record.
AUGGGCCAAAAAGCCUCCGUUCCCCAGCCGGGCGCACAAAUCCAAGUCAUUGGUGCCGGGCUACCACGUACAGGGACCUCAUCGUUCAGCCAAGCGCUAGAAACUCUCCUGAAUGGACCGGUGUACCACUGCGGCACACAAAUAUCGAUAGGCCCACCAACUGAGAUUAAAAGCUGGAUGCCAAUUCUGCAGAACUGGCUCAGAAAGGAUGACCGCACAAGCCGGGCAAAGAUGCUCACCCUCCUGCACCGCCGAUUGACCGGCUACGUCGCCAUCACCGACUCCCCAGGCUCUGAGCUCGUCCUGGAACUCAUGGAGCUGUACCCAGACGCCAAGGUCAUCUGCACCACACGAGAUCCUGUAUCAUGGGAGAAGAGCAUGCUCCACGUGCAGAGUUUGACGGGCGUCUGGUUUGCGCGUGCUGUUCUGCUCCCGCUGGACGGGAUGAGACAUUUUAUCCCAUAUGGGUACCUGCUGGCGGCGCUUUGGGAGAGGCUCUAUGGUGGGGUUGCAGGUCAGCAUGGGAGGGAGACGUAUGCGAGGCAUGUUGCUUGGUUAAAGGAGUUUGUGCCCGAGGAUAGGUUGGUUUUCUUCGAUGUCAAGGAUGGGUGGGGUCCGCUGUGUGAGGCUCUGGGUGUCGAGGCUCCGGUCGAUGUGCCGUUUCCUCGUAUCAAUGACUCUGAGGCCAUUGAGAGGUCUGUAAAUUAUCAUUUACGUAGGGGCCUUAUGCGCUGGGCUUACAUUGUCGGCGUCAUUGGUGUUGGGGUGGCGGCUUUUCGCAUGUGGAGGUGA